This is a messenger RNA of Adineta ricciae, 1398 nucleotides long. Lineage: Eukaryota; Metazoa; Rotifera; Eurotatoria; Adinetida; Adinetidae. The record is from the annotation of a GenBank genome assembly.
AUGAGUAACAGCAAUCGUUCAUCGUAUAUUCGUGUCGAAGAUCAAAAUCAAUCGGCAUUAAACGAGCUGUUCUCAGUGGUGAACAAUCCUGCACAAUACCGCGCACAACUCCUAUCGAAACCGUUCCGUGAUCGAGGUCUACCCGAAUCGUUUUUCCAACCGCCAUCAUCGUCAUCGAACAAUAGUUUGCCGAAAUCUGCGGCCACGUCAUCGAACUCAAUUAACAAUGAUCAAAAACAAGAAGAAGAAUCACCCACUGUACAACGUCAUCAUGCGAAAAAUCAACUCAGUUUACCAAAUAUUCCAUCACAAUCGACAACGCUAUUGCGAACUAUUAUAAAUAAUAAUCAUGUCCAGGGCCAUUUACGAACUGUUAGUGAUACAGCUGUGCUUGACGGACAAGGGACAACUAUGACAUCGACAAAUUCCACAUUAUCACAAAUAAACUCUCAAGUAUCAUUACUUCCUCUACCCGAUGGAUGGGAAGAAAAACAAACACCCGAUGGUCAAGCUUAUUACGUAGAUCAUAUGACACAGAACACAACAUGGAUGGAUCCUCGACCCAAUCAUUACGCAGCGUUUCAAUCAUUUUGUGCAACACUCCCGUUACCUGAUGGUUAUGAACAAUCACGUGAUGCACGCGGCAAUGUUUAUUUUAUUGAUCACAAUCAUAAACAAACUUGUUGGGACGAUCCACGACCAAAUUAUUAUCGUUCAAUGAUGACAAAACGACUCGAUAUACCGACUCCGCCGACGCCGGUAGCUAUUCCGCAAUCAUCGCCCUCACCGAUUCCAACGUCAUCAUCUCCAUUUCAUCAACAAAGACUUUCUACAGCAACGCUUUCGCCAACAACAAGUAUGGCUCAAUUAUCAACUAAUUCACCGCCCGUUGAUUCACAUCAGCAAGAUCGUUUGAAAAACAAACUUUCGGAAAUUUUAAACGAACAACGUAUGCUACAGCAACGAAAGGAAGAACUAGCACGCAUGGAAGCAGAUGUACGAAAAAUGCUCAAUCAACAAAGUCAUGCUCCCAACGAUCAUAGAGCACUGGAUUCGUUAAUCGAUGAUUUAUUGCAUCAUAAGCGACAAAAUAGUGAAGACAGCGGUGUUGGUGAAGGUCGAAACAGUGUCAACCGUACACCCGAUGCGUUGAGCUCAAUGGAUUGUAAUGACGAUCCACUUUUUCCUAACCAAGCAGAUUCGAUUCGUUUUGUUACAAAUAUAUCCAUCAUUGCACAGGCGUUCAUCGUCGUGUCACAUGGUCAGGAUUACGCCACAUUUCCCGUGGAAAUGGAUCAUCCGGUGCAGGAUCCUCGACCAGUGGGAGUAUUGGGUGGUUCACAACUUAAAAUGAAACCAAUCAAAUCAAAUCAUCCAUGGCUCUAUCACAAUAAUUAA